AUGGCACCCCUGACCGGCCCUGUAAGAACAGGCAUGGAGGUGUUUGCAAUACCUGGCGUAGUCCUCCUCAUCGCGUUCCUGGGCUACGCUUCACAAUGGGUUUUCCACACCCCCGACCUCCAGCCAGGGCCUCUGAGCCAAAACCAAACCAUUACCUUCAACUUGCUACUCCUCAAUCUUUGGUGGAACUACUACAAAGCAUGCACAGUCUCGCCAGGAACCUACACCCACACACGGCCGCCGAGGGGUGACGACGAUGACGACGACAAGACGAAAACGAAGAAACAACAAGAUGAGCAGCAAAAGCCCGCGGCGCCCGCUGCCGGCCAGAGGUGGUGCCGCAAGUGCGAUGCACCCAAGCCCCCUCGCGCCCACCACUGCCGCCACUGCCGCCGCUGCAUCCCCAAGAUGGACCACCACUGCCCGUGGACCGGCAACUGCGUGUCGAUGCAGACGUUUCCCUACUUCUACCGCUUCCUCGUCUCUACAAACCUCGCCCUGUGGUACCUCGCCCGCCUCCUCUACCUGCGCCUCCGCGCCCUCUUCGACGAGCGCAAUCUGCCCGCCUACCUCGGCCCCUCGCCCACCAGGAUCGCCCUGCUCACAAUCGUGUCCAUCGCCUGCGCCCUCGUGUCCCUCGCCCUCGGUAUCCUGCUGACCACCACCACAAAAGCGUGGCUCUUCAACCGCACCAUGAUAGAGGACUGGGAGGUUGAGCGCCACGAGAGCCUGGUGGGCAGGCAGGGCCGCGGCGGCUCGACGUGGUGGGCCAGCGACGAGGAGGGCGGCGGCGAGUCCUCGUCGGAAGAGAUGACGGCCCCUCCCAAUGGCCACAAGAUCCUGCACCGCGUCGAGUUCCCCUACGACAUUGGGAUCUGGAACAACAUGUGCCAGGCCAUGGGCACACGCAACAUCCUGGCCUGGUUCUGGCCGUUUGCCGGCGGGCCGACCGUCUCUCGGACGCCCGGGUCUGGGGUCGGCUGGGACUGGGAGGAGAACGGCUUCAACGCGAGGGUGGGCAUGUGGCCGCCGCCAGACCCGGACAAACAGCGCCGCGGUCACUGGAGGGGCAACGCCGAUGCGGCUGUCAAGUUGCCCACGUACGCGACGCCAGAGGAGGAAAAGGCCGCGUUCAGGGCCAGGCAGGAGAGGGACCAGCGGCUGCGGAGGCGGAGGCAGCUGAUGGAGGUCCAGCAGGGCUCGGGCAUCUUUGCGGAGCUGGAGGAAGAUGAGGAGCUCGAGGAUCUGUUCCCUGAACAAGGGAGACGUGACAAGUACAGCCACGAGGGUCAGUCCUACGAAAAAGGCCUGGACGGGGAGCCUGGCUGGACCAAUGCUGACGGUGAGCGAUUACGUGACUUUGGCGUUGACGAGGAUUCGGAUGAUUUGGUUGAAAACGACGUGCCCCAUAAUGAGGAUUUUAAUCAUGAUGAUGACGAGGAUGUUCCGCUGGGAGAGCUGUUGCGACGUCGGAAGGUCGCGUCUCGAAACCCAGAUAUAUGA
This is a messenger RNA of Pyricularia pennisetigena, 1503 nucleotides long. RefSeq lists its product as uncharacterized. The record is from RefSeq and is a predicted model, not a curated record. Bases 1 to 1503 code for a protein of 500 amino acids. The transcript has a single exon. Lineage: Eukaryota; Fungi; Ascomycota; Sordariomycetes; Magnaporthales; Pyriculariaceae. Gene Ontology annotation, molecular function: protein-cysteine S-palmitoyltransferase activity. Gene Ontology annotation, cellular component: endoplasmic reticulum membrane.